This is a messenger RNA of Trichoderma citrinoviride, 2100 nucleotides long. RefSeq lists its product as hypothetical. The transcript is spliced from 5 exons. The coding region runs from base 1 to 2100 and encodes 699 amino acids. The record is from RefSeq and is a predicted model, not a curated record. Lineage: Eukaryota; Fungi; Ascomycota; Sordariomycetes; Hypocreales; Hypocreaceae.
AUGGCCCAUCACAGACACGGUCGUUCUCCCGUCAGGAAGAGCACGGCUUGCUAUCAGACCCCCUGCCGCCAUUCUGCUGCCCGACCGUCUGUUUCCCAUGAGCAACGCACUCCUUCGCGGACCGACUUUAUCCCUUCCUGGUUACAACACGUGCCAACAAGCUACUAUGAUUCUCCUGGGAGAGUUCCUCGAGAAGCAAGCCCUGCUGAUGCUCCGGAGACCUCAUGGCAUCCGAAUGGCAUUCCGAACAUCCGCAUCCAGUCCACCUAUGCUGCUGGGAGGUACCCGUCGUCGGAUCUCUUUAUACAGGACAGUCCUUCACCAGCACCUUCCGCUGUCCCAACGGAUCGACAUCAUCAUCAUCACGAGACCGAUCUUCACAGUAAUUACAGUAGGGCUUCGGUCGACAGAAAGGGGGAGUACCGCUCCAGAACUACGAUCUUAACACCGCCACCCGCUUCGGUUGUCAAGGACGAUGUUUUCGAGAAGCGACCCCGGCGAAAGACUCGACAAGACCGCUAUGACACAGUCAAAUCCAAAGAUGCCGUACCCAUUCAGAAGCAGACGAAGAGGCCCUCUGCGCGAGUGUCCAAAACAGGAAGGCUGAGAUCAAGCCGAGAGGUCAUGACCAACUUCAAGUCCAGCGCAAUUGCGAAUCCAAACGAGAGAAUCACGUUGACGUCUACCUUUACUCCCGGCCUGUUCGUCAAUGGUAGAAGCUCAGCGCCGCUGGCGGAUCUUGUGUUCAAUGAGAUACCCCUACCUGACGAAGACGGCGAACCAAUCGAAAGAAAACGAUCCUCUGACUCGAGGCCGAAAAAGCGGAAGGAAGAGAGGGCCCGUCGGGAAGAUAUCGAAUAUCUCACCAGUGCAUUGAAGCGCUUAAAAGAAGAUUAUCCGGCUCCAGAGUAUCUGGAGAGCAGAUCCAUUUCCAUGAUUUCCGGUGGCGAUUCUGAAUCCAUCCAACGAUCGAGCACUGCUGAUGUCAUCGUCGUGGAAACAACCGCAAAGAAGGCGAGUCCUAUGCCAUGCCAUGGAGGUCUUGGCGGCGGCAGUGCAACAGAGAAAACAGGAGAUGGCAAUAGGUUGCGGUCACUACAUGACGACUACGAGCUGCGAAAACACUCUGUUUGCAGCCGUACUGCAGUCAACGAGACCUCUUUCUCGAAUCUAAACAUCCCGAAAAUACCCAUUCCUUCGGACGGCAACUCUAGGCCGAAGGACCAAAAGAAAUCCCCUGAGGAACAGCCAGAGCUCGAGCCCAUAGUGAGCCGAGGCGAGCCUGAGUCUUGUAGCAGCCAGGCAGUCCAGCGUCCAGACUACCAAGACAAGGGCGUCAUGAUACGCAAACCAAUUCCGGGGAGGGACAUUCCCAGUAUAGAGAGUGAUAUAUACGGAUAUCCCGCCUAUCUGCCAGGAUUUUCUGCAAAUUGGGACUUUGGCGCAGAGGUCAUAGACGCCACCUAUUCUCGCAGUGACCCGUCUCCGGCUUGGUUCUUUGGCAGGCCGAGCUCUCAGUAUCCGUUGCUGGCCGUGGACUCAUAUUCAAACCAAACUUCAGCACUUGUCGACAAUCCCGGGUCGUCUACAUCUUCCAAUAUACAGUCAAGAAAUACGAGCCACCCAGGCGUGCCACCUCAGCCUACCGGUCCUCGCCAGGUAUCUACAAUAACCCAGGAAACUUGCCGGGACUUGGCUCACACUUGCAUAAAUACCUUGCAGGAUGAUGAAGUUGUACCAGGAGAGUCUCUCACAGAGUAUAUUGAAAGAAUGGAGCAUGAGAUUUUAGGAUCCGACGAAACAUCCUCCUUGUUCAUAGACGACGGGCUCCUCCCAGCGCAGUCAAUGCACCACAACCAAGUUCCGGAGGUGCCACACACAGUUGACGUGCGAUACCCAGACGGUUCCUUUUGCAGGAUGGAAAGAGAGAGGUCGCUUUCCCCAAGAGGUCUAACGCAACGACGUGUUCAUGAAACACUUGGCUGGCCUUCGCAGCAAUAUCAGGCGCUUCCACGCCCAGAGAGCCUCGACGGCCUCGAUGACGGUACAGAAACAGAAUUGGCAUCCUUCUGGCGGCCAAACCAUAUGAUGUGGUGCUAA